CAUUAUCCAGUCGUUCUGCUCCACACUUGGUGUCAACUAAUGGAGUACAGUUAGCCAGAGCUUGCAGAGAGCGCGAGCGCGCGCGUGCGUGCGUUGGUAUUGCGUGAAGACCACGGCGAUGCUGGCGGCUGGCACAAGCGAUCUGCUCCCACUUUGGUCGCCUUCCUGACAAAAUUUUGAGGUUUCCGAAGAGGACGCGGCAACUGGGGGGAAAAUCUAGUCUCGCUUUGGGGAAAAGGGGGACAGUGCCGACAAAGGAGUUAAAUUUAGCAUCAAAGAACAAUGAUGGUAUUCCGACUGGUGAAGUAUUUCAACGUGGACGUACUUCGCUGAGCUCUCAGCACAUGCUUUCACCUGGUGCAGCACCAGGUCGCAUGUGUGUUUGAAACAGGUGUCACCUUGCUGCUCACGAGUAGGUGUAUCAUUCAGGCGAGCUGUGUCCAGGUAUUGUAAACCUGCACAUAGUUGUGUUGGCCUCUCCGUUAUCCAGUCUCACUCAUACCUACCUGAAGAGCCAACAUCAACGGUAGGAAAAAUUCACCUGGGACCUGUCUGUUCUCCAGCUGAACUGUUCUUAAUCACCUGCCUCAGUGUGCCUGGCAAGAUGGUUUUCCAGUGGAGGAACAGGUGGUGACCGCGAUCUACGCCAGAAAUUAAUCGUUUAUCAAGACUAGGAAACCGUUUGAGAUAGUUUCACCUCAGACAGCAGACGACACAAACGCUGAUUUGUGUGUGCGUGUGGUUUCAGACGUCGAGGAGUUUGAAAAAACCAACCUGAUCUGGCUGAGUGAAAGGGAAAGACAGAGAGAUCGGACAAAAGUACUUAAACAGAAGUAAAGCAGGGUACCGUGCUUCUACCGUGUCUCAUUCCUUCCACUGAACUAGCAAUUUUGUACACGGCCCUGAACGUUCAACUUCAGCAGCGACGACACCUUUCCUUCAACGUCCAAGAACAAUAAUUCCAAGAGUCGGAAACAACAGGGAUUGAACAGAAUAACUCUCCGCUCUCAACAAUCUUGAUUGUUUAAUCGAGAAGAGUGAAAAUUUAAUACACAUUUUGUCCGCAUUGAACAGACUUUUCAUUUGAGAACUCUUGCCCGUCAAUUGUCUUUUAUCAGCAAAAUAGGAGAGUAAGAGAUUAGGUCUGAAUCUGGAUGUGAAUAGGUUUUCACGAAUGAAGCACACUGACAAUUCUUUUUCCGAAUGCGCUGACUAUGGCCAAGAUUCAGCUGCUAUCAGUGAAGUGAGAGGCAAGUCAGCGACUAGGAAGGCAGCUAGAGACCUUCACAAGACCCAAUGACACGGUUGGCUGGCUUGAAGGGAGAGUGCUUCCACCGUGCAGUGUCUUCAUCAAACAGUCUGGCCUUAUCUAGAAAUCGUCUCACCUUCAGCAAAAGGUCGGACCAUCUUCUUGUCUGUCGAGCUACUAGCGUUUGGCCCACAACUCAGACAAGCAGUCUCCAGGGCGAGCUGUCUAGGAAGCGAGCAAGUAUAUGUUACAAAGAAAUUUGAAAAAAAAAUCUUGGACUUGGAAUCAAUAGUAGAGAAACAAAUGUCUCGAAAGGGCAGCUCAAGCGGAAGUGGAGGAAAACCAGGAGGGGUGUGUGCGGGUCUGAGCCGGAUCCGGAAGUUGUCCGCGAUGGACGCCCCGGACAGAUGCCAGAGAGAAAAGCCAGCCGUCAUCACCAGGAGCCGGUCAUCGGAUAUCGGGUCCACGGGUUCUGAGAUCGAGGCUGAGCCUCCUCAGCACGAAACAGCCAUCAUACUGACUGACGAGCAGAAAGCAGAGCUGAAGCAGGCGUUUUCCAUGUUCGAGAAGGCUGGCAAGGGCAAGAUACAGGUGCGAGACCUGGGCGAGCUGUUGAGGUGUCUCGGGUGGAAUCCUUCCGAACAGGACCUCGAGGAGGCGCGGCACGAGCUGGAGGUCACAGGUCAGUGCACAAGAGGGACUAUCUCCUUCGCUGACGUGGAAGCAUAUAUAGCACGAAGAGGUGGCAUUUACUAUGGCAACAACGCGGAAGAAGACAUCCUGGUGGCUUUCCAGGUUUUGGACAAAAGCGGCAACGGCAAGAUUGAGGUGGAGGAGUUCCGUCACUUUAUGACGACCAUGGGCGAGAGGAUGACCAACGAAGAGGUGGAGGACCUCCUGAGGUCAGCCAGGCGUGACGGCGAGGAGUUCAUUGAGUACAAAGAUCUCAUGCGAGCCAUGCAGCAACACCCCACGUGACCAAAUGUGACAACACCAUUGGCAGAAUCUAAAAAACCAACGCCUGACUGACCGUCUCUGCGUUGUGACCUUCGGCAACGGCAGGAGCCUCGAUUUCGGAUUGCAAGCCAAUCAAAUCUGCCCAGCGAUGUGACGACACAUCACGUGGUCUCGCCUCCGCACCAAUGGCAGCAUGAAGCACGACAUUCCUGUUUUGCGACCCCAGACCGGAUUUCCGGUUGCUUUUAUUUUUUUUUUUUUAUUCGAUAGACGAGCUUUGGGACUGCACUGAAAAUACUCACAAUCUAUUGGUCGAUAUAUUUAACUCACACACUUCAUCUUUUCUCUUGUUUUUAUAAUCGUUUGCACUAAUCUGUAGUCAAGGAAGAAAGACACUUCUGAAUAUUUCACUUUAUAAUCACAUAAUCACACUUGCACACAAAGUCUAGCGUUUUACAUCCUUCACUGACUGAUUUUUAAAUCGUGAUAUUUCCCCUUCUAUUUUUGGGAGAAAAAGCUUUGUAUUUUUCUGUAAGUAUUCAUCUUCAGCUCUAUCUUUUAUAAUUAUAGUCUAAGAAUAUCUGGACUUAAUGUGACAUUUUCCUACAUCUGAUUCACUUUUCCCUUUCCGCAAGUCCAACGGGUAUUUAAACUCUUCCACAGCCCCUCAACCUUAGACUCUUUUCUACAAAUUGUGGAAAUUAUGUACAUGAACCUGUUAUAACAAGUCUAACAAAACGAAUAGAAAAAAACAAAAGGCAGAAUGCUUAUGUUUAUGAAACUUUUGUUAAUAUGUCUAGCAAUUCGCAUUCCAACAGAAAAACACAAAACAAUCUCUUUUAUCACAGCAUUUUCUUUAAUUUUGAUAUUAAUUAGACAAUAUAGCAAUUAACUAACAUAAAUUACUGGACUUAAUCGACCUUACUCAAACAGUUAGCUGAAUAUGAAAUAAGUGAGUAUGCGGUAGGACAAUUUGUACAGACCUUAUUUUAAAUAAAUGUAUUUAAACUUCACGAAAAACAGCAAAUAACUGUUUUAUAUAAAAUUUAUAUCUUUAUUAUAUAAACCUCACUAAAUAUUCAAGUUUAUUCUGAACAUAAUGGAAUAAAUAACAUGUAAAUAAUAUCUUUGCCUGUAGCACAAAAUUCUUUAUUAUCAUGACAAUCAAUAGCUGAACCCACACUUGCACUACAAGGGAAAUAACUAACCAUCGAUGUUAAUAAUUUUUUUACCUCAGAAAAACUCUUUCUCUACGCACAAAUAAUAUUAUAAGAUAGUUCGAAUUUUUCAGUUCAUUUAAAGUAAAUCCAGUGGAAUGUAAAUGGCAGUGAACUGUGGUUUAUAUCUAUUAAAGUUGGUGAAUUAGACAGACCACCCAUUCUAAUAAACUAGAAUUCCAAAUGCAGUGAGAUAAUUUGGUGAUAAUGGUUAAAUAACAGAAUUGUUGCCAGUCAUCUGACAGAAAAGUUAAUUUGAAAGAUGUAAAGUAGUGUUAGGAAGAACAGUUGCAGACAUUGUAGUGGACACAAGUAAAACAAAAACAAGGAACCGCCAUGUUUGAAAGCUGCUCAUCAACUGUCGGCUAUCUUACAUUUAGAGAAACCAAAACUCAUUUAGCUGAAGUUGGUUUGUAGCUACACAACCUACCAGUAAACUCAAUAGUUACAUAUUUUCUGUCGUAGAAAAAUAACUACUAAUAGUUAUUACCAGCAUACAUCUAAUUGCAAAAGCAGGGCUGAAAUCUUGGCUUUCAUACGAGUCAGGUUUGUGACUGUGUACCUAUAAUUUUUUCAAUACAUUUAAAUAACUGCUAACAAUAUAAUUUAAUAUUUUAUAUUGUCAUUCAUAGCAUUUUUACUUGAGACAUUAGUUCAAAGCGCACAGAGAUAAGAGCAGAAGAAGGAAAACCAUUUAUCAGAUGGAUGGAGAAAAAUUAAGUGAGGGAGGGAGAAACAAAGAAAAUUUAUUAUCUGAUACUGUUUGUGCUCAUAGCAAUAGUUCAGUGCAUACAUUCCACUGUAAAUUACAUCGGUCCGCGUGAAUUGAUGAGAGGAAUAUUAAUUUAUGACCCGAAUGACCCUAGACUGAAACGUUUACACCGCCAUCUACAUCCUCCGUCACAGACUCACAGACGUUCACAUGUACGCACUCCUUCUUUCUCUCUCUCUCACACACACACGGACACAUACGAGGCUGAUUCGUGUUUCUGCAGCUAUUUAUAUCCUCAAGAUGCAGCUUCCAUGUUGUCAAUGAUUCCACCUGCUCCAUACUUACCUCCCUUGCAGCGUUUGUUCAGGGAAAACAAAAAUACUGCUUUUUCCUCAGACUGCUCGGCCUUCACCCGGCCGCAACGAAUUUUGACCUUUGCCCCUUCCUCCCCAUGCCUUGUUGACCCGUUUCAAUUGCACAAUGUUGUUACACUCACACAGCAGUUUGAAGACAGCCUUCCACAAUCUGUCUGCACUUGGCGAAGACUAGACUCCAGAUGGUCAGCUUCUUCGCUAACCUAGCAUUAUGUUGUUUCAAGCAUUCCACUCGAUUAAAUAAACCAGUGGUGUAUUCAAUUGUCUUUAUUUGACAGUUUUAAUCAAGACAGCACGAUACCAACAAACAACAUCUAUCAUCUCCCUUUAUCUCCUCCUUUCUCCUCAUCCCGUCUCUCACCGCCAUUAACAAUGGCCAGUAUUGUCUGAGACCUCAGUCACCCAGAUGAGAUUUCACUGAAAUAUUCUCUGCGUAGUAAUGUGUUUCUACAGAAACAAAGUGUACACAAAGCUCAUAUCGUAGUUAUGAGACAGAGAUAAAUUCCUACCCUCUAGUUUGAUUGACUUUCCCUCAAAGCCUCCAGUCUUCAGUCCUCAAAGCUGUGGACGAUACCCAAGAUGUGGUUUUGGAGAUGAUCAGAUAGUCUCCACAUUCUGGACUUGUUUCCAAAUAAAAGACACCCCAACACUUACUCGUUCAUAGCUAAUCCCUGGGUAGGGUUACCUCAGCUUCGUGACCACGACCUCAGAGGUUCCCCGUCUUUCGCCCUGGACUCACUCUCUAAACUUUUUAUAUAAAAAAUGAACAGUCAGGAGAGUGUGAAAAUGUUUACCGGGAUUUGAUUCUUUAGAUGUCAGUAAACAACUUUAAAUAAGCUCUUUAAACAUCGUCAAUGUUGAACCAUUUGUGUACAUUGUGCCUGAGUUUAAUAAAAUAAGUCUGACAAAUUAAUUUAUUAUAUAACACUCUUAGAUAACUUUUUUGGCAUGCAUCCUUUCUCCUCUUGUCGACUUUUUUUUAAUUAUAAGAUACACCUUACACAUUUUUCCGCGCAUAAAACUUGUCUUUCAGAGGAUCACGACAUUUUCUUGAAUCAAAGAAUGUAUAUUUGUAUGGGAAAAUGAUGCACUCCAUCCUAUUUACAAGUGCACAUCUACUUUUACAGACUAUUACAACAGUAUUGUAUUGAAUAAUUCCAGUUUUUCUCUCUUUCUUAUGAAAUUUAGAUACUUUGUUAACAGUCAUUGGACACACUUUUUUUUUAAUUUCUAAAAAUAUAUUUGGGUCUUUUAUUUCUGUUUUAGCUGGGUUCUGUCCUAACUCUACUUUCUUAGUGUUAAAAAAGAUUCUGAAUAAGCUCUUCAUUCUAUUUCAUGUUUUGGCUUUGUUUUUGGAUUUACAAUAUCUAUGGAAAAGAAGUUUAUAAAGUUUUAUUGGGGUUGUAAUGUUAUUUGGAAAGCGCACAUUAGUUUUACAAAUACUGGCAGAACAGUUGUAGCAACUUUAAAAUGUUUUCAAAGGCAAUCUGCAUUUUACACUUUUUACACCUUCUCUUCUUGUUUUACAAAUCUGUUCAGUUGCUAGCAUCGUCAGAAUAGUGUUAUCAUUUUGCUCUGAAACUUGUUUCUGGCUUAAAUAAGAAUUUGAUAUUAAGCAUCCGCUGAACACUUUAAUGUUUUUAUUCUCUUUGAAUAAAUUUUACAGACUGUAAAGUCGCACCUUA
This is a messenger RNA of Pomacea canaliculata, 6194 nucleotides long. Its product is annotated as calmodulin-like. The record is from RefSeq and is a predicted model, not a curated record. Lineage: Eukaryota; Metazoa; Mollusca; Gastropoda; Architaenioglossa; Ampullariidae. Gene Ontology annotation, molecular function: calcium ion binding. The transcript is spliced from 6 exons. Gene Ontology annotation, cellular component: myosin II complex. Bases 1553 to 2227 code for a protein of 224 amino acids.